Molecule: messenger RNA, 2016 nt
Organism: Fusarium sp. VM40
Lineage: Eukaryota; Fungi; Ascomycota; Sordariomycetes; Hypocreales; Nectriaceae
Source: the annotation of a GenBank genome assembly
AUGCCCUGUCAUCGUCAUGGGUCUCAGAAUAUCGCGGCCAAGAGGUCACAGCCGUCUCCUAUUUCUGGACCAACAAGUGAGUUCAUCCACUAUCGCCCCCUCUUCUACGACGCUAAUCUUCAAGGACGCGUCCCCUGCACCAACUGCAGCACCUCUAGUCGACCAGGAUGUCAUUUGGGUCCCAACAAGAAGCAGGGCAGACAGCUAGAACGACCUGCUACUCUUGCUCCCCUCCUCCCGCGCGAGUCAGUCAAUUCAUCAACGACUUCAUCGCCAUUGCCCGUCGAAACGCUUGUUACCUCUGCCAAGGAAGACGGGGAGCAAGAUCUGGGCGCACACCUUCUCAAUCGCCACGAUACAAGAGGUGCUGAGCUUGGCCAUCGAACUCGUUCACAUUUUAUUGGAUCUGAAAUAUCUAACUGCCAUUACCUCGUUCGCCAAAGCUCGUCCGAGACAAGCUAUGAUAAAGCAUUCCACUUCAACAAUGGUCAAUGGGAGUCUGGGGAGUCUUGGUACAAGUCACAUGGUAUCCCAGACGAGAUCUGCGAACGUCCAGAGAAGCACCUUGAAGUCAGGUUAAUAACAGCGUAUUUCGAGCUCGUCAACCGCGGAUGGCCGAUAGUUGAUCAAGAGUUAUUCAUGAUGCAAUAUCAUGACCAGGAUCUGAAAAACCCAGUCUGCUUGACGCUGCUCAAUGCCAUAUUACUUGUGGGAGCUCACGCUCUAGCAUCGCAUGAUAAGACUAUGAUUCCGCUGUUGCCUGUCUUUUUCCGGAAAGCAAAAGUCCUCACUGAGGGUGACUCUGGUUAUGAUAGGCUUGCCGGUAUUCAAGUGCCGCUACUGAUGACAUGGUAUUCCGAUGUCAAUGCCUGGCAUUGGAUUGGGAUUGCCAUCAGAACAGCUAUGGCCCUGGGAGUUCAUCGAGAUGUUACUCACUCAACAAUGCUACCAGUCUAUAAGCGCACAUAUACUCGGCUUUGGUGGAUUCUCUUCCAGUUCGACACAAUCUCAGCAACGUCAGCUGGUCGACCUCAGGUCAUAAACCUGGCGGAUUCAGAUGUCCCAGAUCUCCAAUAUGCUGAUUUUGAAGGCGUCCCCGGAGCAGAAAUGGACUUUAUGAUCCAUCAAAUAAAGCUAUGCAAGGUCAUAUCCCAAACAAUAAAGGACGGUUGGUCGCCUCGAGCUUCCAUGGAGACACGAAUACAAGCUAUCAAAAGCGCAGAUGAGUCCCUUGGCGAUUUGAUGCUGGGAAUCCCAGAACGACUCCAGCUGAAGCUUUCCAAUAUAGACAUCUGGCAGUCUCUCCUUCAUCUAACGCAUUACAACUUUGUUCUCUUACUUCAUCGCCCUGCACCUAAUUGCAGUCCAACGGACACGUCCGCCGGAGCACAUGAAGAUGCUAUUCUCUGCAGAGAAGCCACAAUUGCCAUUGCAUCCAUAUUUGAGGCUUUGCUUAGCAAGAGGGCUAUAUCCUCAUUGUGGCUCUAUAGUAACCAUGUUUUGUUUACGGCAACCAUCUACAUUCUGAACCAGAUCAACAGUAGUACGCCACUAUUAGCUGCUAAAUCUCGGCGAACACUAGACAUAUUACUAACCUCUCUGCGCGAGCUCGCAAAGUACUGGACCUAUGCGAAAGGACUAUUGCAGGUUCUUGAACAGAGGGCUUCCAAGCUCAAGAGUCUACGAAACGAUGCUCCGUCUGCAAGUUUACAAUACGUUGAACCACUCGAGCAGCAUAAUAACAUGUCCUUCGAUUCUCAAACUGACGUUCCAACCGAGAAAUCCUCACACAACCAGGCAGGCGAAGUCUCGUCAGGGUGGAAUCGCGGAGGGGGCCAGUUGUCAAGCGACUCAGGUGCAGGGCUAGCCGACCUUGGUUUAGACACCCAUACAGCAGCCGCUGAUUUCAACACGAGCACGGGCUAUCAAGGGGCCAGCCAAGACCCUCUAUUAGAUGAUUUGUUUCUACUGGAUGCUUCUGCAUUUGAGUUUCAUUUCUAUGAUAACAUAGGUUAG